UCUAACGCAGCCGGUGGGGCGGGGCUGAAGGUCACGUGACGCGCGCUGCCGCCUCCCAUUGGCGGAAGCGGCGCCCCGGAAGCGCGGGGCCGUUCCGGUGCGGGCGCGGUGACAGGGCAUCACCAAGUGACAGCAGGAAUCCAUCAGGACGGUGAUCCCCCCUGUUGGGACCGGUGGCUCCAGAGGGUCACUCGUGACCCUGGCACAGGGCAAAGGGCAGCCAUGGUGUGCAUUCCCUGCAUUGUCAUUCCUGUCCUCCUCUGGGUCUACAAGAAAUUCCUGGAGCCGUACAUCUACCCCGUGAUCGCCCCCUUCAUCAAACGUGUGUGGCCCAAGAAAGCUGUGGAAGAUCCCACAGGCACAAAACAAGGACAAGGAGGCAGCUCUGGGGAUCCUCCAGCGCCUUCAGCCGCGAAAAGAGGCCUGGAGUAUGAAUCUGGAAGCUAUAAAUUUGAAAGCAACAGCAUUGCAAAUGGAAUUGCUGCAAAGAGAUCCACAGGAGCUUAUGACAAGAAAACGGAUUAGAGGAGUUAAUUCCUAAGGAUUUUAUUCCCCUGUGUCCAAUAUGAACUGCUGAUAUUUCUCGCUGUCUGAGACCUUUUUCUUUGCACAAUUUAGCUGAAUAAAAACCUUUAUUGCUUGCAGGAGAGAGUCUGUUUUGCCACUAAAAUGGCAUCUAGUUUGUUAUUAGUUUAAAAUAUUUGAAAGCUGAAGUUAUUGUAUUUUUCUCGCUGGAACUACUUUUCAUCUACCAUCUAUUUAGUGUGGUUAGAGUUUAGGUUAAAUAACUUAUGAAUAAACCUUAUCUAUGGAAGGUAAAUUUAUCUUAGCAUCUUAAUUUCACUAAGUGCUAGUGGAAUACUUGAGGCUUUCACCUUAAAAGCUGUGUCUGUUCUUGACCUCACUAAAGGACUGUGGAUUGCAUUGUGGCAACAGAAGCUCUUGUUUAAACUAUAGGGGAUUUAUAUUUUUCAUGCCAAAUCUGUGGAUGAGGUAGAGGAGUUGUGCUAUAUGCAAAAUUUGCUUAGCUCACUAAAACAGAAACUCUUGAUGUGAUACUUCUAUUAAUUAUUGUCCUUUAAAUACUAUGUCUUUUUGUUUGUUUGUUUCCUGAAGAGGAGCAGCAGAGGCAUGAUGCAGAAGAAAUUAUUGCUUUAUCUUCUGUUGUGGUGAUUUAAAAUGGUGCAGUUCCGGCUUUAAAAAAACGAAACAACUAAAACCUCUUUAACAUGUUUGUGGAAUUUUAACUAUAAUAAACGAGGAUUUUCUUUAAAUAUAA
Molecule: messenger RNA, 1279 nt
Organism: Chiroxiphia lanceolata (lance-tailed manakin)
Lineage: Eukaryota; Metazoa; Chordata; Aves; Passeriformes; Pipridae
Gene: CZH18orf32
Product: chromosome Z C18orf32 homolog
Exons: 4
Coding region: 223-525 (100 amino acids)
Biological process (GO): positive regulation of canonical NF-kappaB signal transduction
Source: RefSeq, a predicted model, not a curated record